Cryptococcus amylolentus CBS 6039 is the source of this 608-nucleotide messenger RNA. RefSeq lists its product as hypothetical. Gene Ontology annotation, cellular component: mitochondrial outer membrane. The transcript is spliced from 2 exons. Bases 7 to 453 code for a protein of 148 amino acids. Gene Ontology annotation, biological process: intracellular protein transport. The record is from RefSeq and is a predicted model, not a curated record. NCBI's taxonomy places the organism in Eukaryota, Fungi, Basidiomycota, Tremellomycetes, Tremellales, Cryptococcaceae.
CCCACAAUGGUCGUCGUCGUCGAAGAAGUCCGUGACGAAGCCGCCGAGCACAUCGCCCCCCAGGAGAACGAAUCCGACUACGAGACCGAAUCCGAAACCGACUCCAUCUUUUCAGACGAUGAUGACUUCAACCCCACCGACGAGACCUUCUACGAGCGUGUCACUGCGCUUAAGGAUAUCGUCCCCCCAGAGACUCGAGUGAGCCUCUACAAGCAGUACCGGUCAACAGCCGAGUGGGCUUGGUGGAGCGUUCAGAGUGCGGGCACCCUUGCUUGGUGGGUCAGCACCAGCGCCCUCUUGGUGGGCUUGCCUUUGGCGCUCGCCAUCGAGGACGAGGCUCGUGUCGUCGCUCAGGAGAAGGAAAUGCAGAUGCAGAGUGCUGGCCAGCAACAGCUCCUCGGCUCUUCUCAGCAAGGCGGACAGCCCCAAGGCGUGCUUCCCCCUGGAUUCUAAGAGAUGAAAGAGAGACAAAGAAGCAAACAGAUAGGCGGGUUGAGCAGAUCGUACCUCGAUGAUGUCGGACGAUGGAGGAGACUACAGUGGGAGUAUCGAGUGUAUAGUACAGCACUUUAAAUGUAUUAUCACCCCUCAUGCUGCCAGGCUGAAGA